This is a messenger RNA of Micropterus dolomieu (smallmouth bass), 5193 nucleotides long. RefSeq names its product bicaudal D homolog 1a (gene bicd1a). Gene Ontology annotation, biological process: regulation of microtubule cytoskeleton organization; microtubule anchoring at microtubule organizing center; protein localization to organelle. Gene Ontology annotation, molecular function: dynactin binding; dynein intermediate chain binding; dynein complex binding. The transcript is spliced from 10 exons. The record is from RefSeq and is a predicted model, not a curated record. The coding region runs from base 344 to 3145 and encodes 933 amino acids. Gene Ontology annotation, cellular component: cytosol; Golgi apparatus. Lineage: Eukaryota; Metazoa; Chordata; Actinopteri; Centrarchiformes; Centrarchidae.
CACCCAUGAAUAAGCAGAAAUUAUGUUUUGCUGAGUGUCACACUGAAGGCAACACUGACCUGAAUUUAAAUCGCAAGGCUCCAUAUCUACCAGCAGUUAUGGUCCUUUCAAUGUUAUUUACCUGCUGCUAGAUGCUGUUGGCAACAUUGUCGAGGUAAAUAUUAUUUAUUUGGUUUUAUAUUUCCAUUGCCUGCCUGCACUGGCUGUCAGGAGAGGGGGCGGAUAUCAGCAUCUCGCAGCCUCCGCCCGCCUCUGUGGCACUGUCCAGAGACACGGAGACACGGUGGUUGGAGCCGCAGACCGACAGGGGAACAGACCAGAGACACACAGAGAGAAAGGGGCGAUGGCCGCCGAUGGAGGAUGCGGGGAAUCGGUGGAUCAGUACCGGGCCGAGUUGGAGCGGCUUACCCAGGAGCUGGCCGAGGCGAACCGAGAGAAGAUCCGGGCUGCAGAGUGCGGUCUGGUCGUCCUGGAGGAGAACCAGGCGCUGAAGCAGAAGUAUUUAGACCUGGAGACCGAGCAAGAGACACUCAGGAAGGAACUGGAACAAUUACAGGAGGCGUUCGGCCAGGCUUACACCAACCAGCGUAAGGUGGCAGAGGACGGGGAGACCAAUGAGGAGACGUUGCUGCAGGAGUCAGCCUCCAAGGAGGCCUACUACAUGGGCCGUCUGUUGGAGCUGCAGACGGAUGUGACGCUAAGCCGUUCUGUGGCUUCCAACGCCCAGGCUGAAAACGAGAGGCUCAACACGGUUGUGCAGGAGCUGCGAGAGAAUAACGAGAUGCUGGAGCUACAGAGGAGCAGGAUGAGGGAAGAGAUUAAAGAGUACAAGUUCAGAGAGACCAGGCUGCUCCAGGAUUACACGGAGCUGGAGGAGGAGAACAUCACGCUGCAGAAACUGGUGUCGACGCUCAAGCAGAGCCAGGUGGAGUAUGAGGGACUGAAGCAUGAAAUUAAGGUACUCGAGGAGGAGACGGUUCUUCUCAACAGUCAGCUGGAAGAUGCAUUACGUCUGAAGGAAAUUUCUGAGGGUCAGCUGGAGGAGGCCCUGGAUGCCCUCAAGAGUGAGCGAGAGCAGAAGAACACUCUGAGGAAGGAGCUGGCCCACCAUAUCAGCCUGAGUGACAGCGUCUACGGAGCAGGGGCCCAUCUGGCGCUCACCGUCACUGGCGUUGAGGGCCUCAAGUUCCCUGAGGAGACCAACGGAACAAAUGGCACAAAUGGCAGCGCCAUACCUGCUGCUAAUGGCAACAAUGAGGACAGCAACCGCCGCAACGGCCACCUUCACGCUGGCACCGGAUUGGCUAAGAUGAAUGGGGACUACCGACCAGGGUGGAAAGGAGAGGGCCUGCACCCUGUGCCGGACCUGUUCAGUGAGCUCAACCUGUCGGAGAUGCAGAAACUCAAACAGCAGCUGCUACAGGUGGAGCGUGAGAAGGCCGCGCUGCUCAUGAACCUGCAGGAGUCACAGACCCAGCUCCAGCACACACAGGGGGCCCUGACCGAGCAGAAUGAGCGGGUCCAUCGCCUCACGGAACACGUUAAUGCCAUGAAAUGUCUCAAUGGAGACAAAGAGCUUGAUGACCCACAGGAGAGUGAGAAACCCAACGGUGGCUCCUUAUCACCCCCAGCCAAUGGCCACUAUGAUCCCGACAUCCAUGGGUUCGAGAUCCUGGAGUGUAAGUACAAGGUGGCGGUGACGGAGGUGAUCGACCUAAAAGCGGAGCUCAAGGCGCUGAAGGAGAAGUACAACCAGGCUGUGGAGGGGCAGGGUGACAGCCACAGUGACGACAGGGUCCAGGCAUUGAGUGAACAGGUAACUCAUUUGGAGCGUAGUUGUCGUGAGAGCCGGGAGAGGGUGGCGAGCCUGGAGGCAGAGCUUCGAGCAGCCGCGAGCACAGCCACAGAGAGCCAGGGCAUGCUGAAUGCAGCACAGGAUGAGCUGGUAACCUUCAGUGAGGAACUGGCACAGCUCUACCACCACGUCUGUCUUUGCAACAAUGAGACACCCAACCGCGUAAUGCUUGACUACUACCGCCAGAGCCGCGUCACACGCAGUGGCAGCCUUAAAGGCUCAGAAGACCCUCGGGCUUUGCUCUCACCUCGCCUGGCACGACGCCUCGCUGCAGCGUCUGCAGCCUGCUCCUCCGAAUCCCUACGCAGUCCUUUGGACUCCCCAUCCAAAGACGCCCAUCACAGUGAGACAACAACCAACACUGGGGACUCUCCAUCCUGUCACAGCAGCCCCACCCGCAACCCCACGGGCUCCCAUGUCAUCAGCAUCUCUCCUUGCCCAUCUCCAGUGCCCUCAGAGGCAGGUGGGGACCUGCGGAAGGAGCCCAUGAAUAUCUACAACCUGAACGCCAUCAUCAGAGACCAGAUCAAACACCUCCAGAGAGCAGUCGACCGCUCACUGCAGCUGUCCAGACAGAGAGCUGCAGCCAGGGAGCUGGCACCUAUGCUUGACAAGGAUAAGGAGUUGUGCAUGGAGGAGAUACUCAAACUAAAGUCCUUGCUCAGUACCAAGAGAGAGCAGAUAGCCACACUCAGGCUGGUGCUGAAGGCCAAUAAACAGACAGCAGAGGUUGCACUGGCAAAUUUGAAGAGCAAGUAUGAGAAUGAAAAGUCAAUGGUGACAGAGACCAUGAUGAAACUGAGGAACGAGCUGAAGGCUCUGAAAGAAGAUGCCGCCACCUUCUCGUCUCUCAGGGCCAUGUUUGCCACAAGGUGUGAUGAGUACGUUACCCAGCUGGAUGAGAUGCAGAGGCAGCUGGCAGCAGCAGAGGAUGAGAAAAAGACGUUGAACUCCCUCCUUCGUAUGGCCAUCCAGCAGAAACUGGCCUUGACCCAACGCCUGGAGGAUCUGGAGUUUGACCAUGAGCAGACCCACCGUGGCCGUGGCGCUAAAGUGCCCAAGAUUAAAAGCAGCCCGCCCAAAUUUCUUGUAGAUUGUCAGCAGCCUGCUGCCUCAGUACCGUCACUCUCCCCACAACUAAGGCGAGGGAGAGCCUCCCUAGCCCGCAGUGCUAAAUUUUUGGCAGACCUCCAGGAACACCACACACUCCUGUCCAGCGGCAGCAGCCUUCUCUCCCCCUGCGACCCUCGUAACUGUCUGGCCCAGCAACCCCACCCCCCCGGCACCUAACCCAGCUGCUCCAGCCCAGGCCCUGGCCUCGGUCGAGUAGGCAGGAGUCAUGCAGAGACAUAGACACUGUAGACGGGGAUUCCCUCAGAUGAACUCCCCCAAACCUAGCAGUCAAACCUGGUGCUUACUGGACUCUGUGACAUCCCCCCCCCACCCUGGGGCGCAACAUGGACCGGCCCUCGGCGGGACCUCCUGGUUACCUGGGUCGCAGAUGAAGACGAAGACUCUCUUCUUCUCUGGAAAGGACUGAACUGAGGUGCAAAAUUCCAGAGUGACAAAUGACUUUUCCCUCAUUCGUAUUAGUAUUUAUUUCUAAUUUAUUUACUCUAUCAAUUGUUUAUUUACAUAUUGAGUUUCUGAGAUAUUUAUUACUGGAAUGUUUUUUUCUGUGUUUGUUGGUCCUUCUUCAGGAUCACGAUAUCAUGACGUGUUUCACUGCUGUGGUGAAAACAACCAAAAGCAGAACUUUGUCAAUGCGAAAGUUCUUUUUGACCUAGUGAACUGGUUUAAAACUUGCCUAACCAUAAUAUACGGCAUUUAAAAUGUUAGAUUUUGUCAGUAUAAUAACUGAAAAAUAUGUAUGCCAUUUUUACAUAGGAGUGUUAGAGAACAUUGGGUUGGACAUUGCAAACAGACUAAUGAAGGUAAACAUUUUAUCGUUUUAGGACAAAAAAAUUGUUUUUUUGGUGGUGAUGGGUGGAUUUGAGCUACCUUUCUAACGUCACUAGUCUUUCUUGGGAUGCUUGUGUUUUUUUUAUACAGAGAUUGUUUUGCAAAUCAUGUGCAUAAAAACAAUUUUAUACCUCCUAUCAUUUUUAUUUAUUUUUACAGCAGACUCUAGUGACAUGGUUGUGUCUGUUAUGUAGCUCAGAUCGGAUAGACGAGAGGCUGAGCGUGUGAGAUCAGGACUAGGGCUGUUGGCCUGGAUUUUUGCCUUUUGAAUUGCACAGGUUUAAGUGAUCAUGGAGUGAACUGACCACCUUCUUUUAAACUUUAGUUAUGAAAUGUAAAUUCCCCAAAGGUGUGCCUCUUCUAGAGCUACCAUCUCUGUCAUGUCAACAUCAUAUUCUUACCAUAAAGUAUUCAUUGUCUUCUCUGUAGUGGUCACAACCCCAGAUCACCCUUAGUUCCUCCUACAAUGACAGUGUCAAUCAAAUUGACAUUUCAAGUAUCCCAAGCUACACUUGUCUGUCAUCGUAACAUCUCCAUGUUUAGCUGUCUCCACAUGCUUCCUCCAAACAGUAUGCAGUACUGACCAAGCACAAUUAUGCACUAUGCAUUAUAGCAAUACAGUAGCACCGGUCGUAGACUGAUACCUAAAUCUUUCAGUCAUUUGUGUCGCCAUGAACUAACCAGCAGGCUGACAAAAAAGGCAGGACAGCAGGGGUGUCCACAACUUUCUCAAAACAAAAUACAAAAUAUAGGGAGACAAGUUACAGCACUGCUGUCAAUUUCCUUUGACACAAUCGAGAUAUUGUAUUGAUCACAAGAGGAAUGAGGCAAAGUCUGACUGAGAUGGAUGUAAUGUGUGACGUUUGUUGCAUAAUUGAAGUCCCAUCUCUUUGUCUCAUAAAGUGUUUAAUGUUAAUUUUCUGCUCACUGCACUGAAUACUUUUGCCAGAUUGAUAUGAAACGGAUAGGCUGAGACUACAUAGCCAGUAUAGUGUUGUAAUGAUGGAUAAAAACAUUUCUGUUACAGCAGCGAUAAAUGUGUGGACUCUUUUUGUUCUCUGUGUAAAUUUGUUUGAUUUGUCUUUGUUAACAGUGUAGAUUGUUACCUUUGCAUCCACAGAGUGAUUAAAAUAUUUGUGGUCCAGAAGUAACUUCUGACCCCACGCAGGCUCAUUGGUGACCUAACUCUCUUGGUUUGUUUGCACAAUAUAGCAUAAGUGGAUGGAGAGAGACUAAUCCAAUUAAAAUGAAAACAACCUGGUUUAUAAAGAACGAUAGCUGUAUGCUGUACUUCAGUGUGUUUCACAGUUUCUCCUCCAUUUAAAACAGUGUUUCAUUGGUUUCACAAGUAAAUAAAAGACCUGUCCGUAGAUUUG